Rotaria sordida is the source of this 828-nucleotide messenger RNA. NCBI's taxonomy places the organism in Eukaryota, Metazoa, Rotifera, Eurotatoria, Philodinida, Philodinidae. The record is from the annotation of a GenBank genome assembly.
AUGGAUGUUGAAUGUAGUACGAAGUUAACUCAUUUAUUUUCAUGUAAUAAAUCGAUUUACAAAGAUGGUAUUGCUUAUUUUAUCUGUAGGGCUUGUCAAAUAGUUAUAGAAGAUAAAUUUUAUUUAUGUGUUCGUUCAAAAAUUUAUCAUGAAUCAUGUUUACAAUGUGCUAUCUGUCAAAUAACACUUAAUGAACAAUCAAAAUGUUUUUUAAAAGGUGUAGAUAUUUUAUGUUCAAAAGAUUAUUAUAAAUAUUUUAUUAAUAAAUGUUCGAAAUGUGAUCGUUUUAUUUAUCCAAAUGAUUGGAUUCGACGUGCAUGUGAAAAUAUUUAUCAUUUAACUUGUUUUGCAUGCUAUACAUGUGGACGACAAUUAUCAACAGAUGAAGAAUAUGCUUUAGACAAUGGUCAUAUUUUAUGUAAAAUUCAUGUUAUGGGAGUAAAUGAAAACAACUAUUAUGGUAAAUGUUUUCUUUUUCUUUUUAAAAAUUAUUUAAAUUUUGGAACAUUUUAUAAUGUAGCUAAUAAACAAAGUGAAACAAAACGAGUUCGAACAGCAUUUACAAUAGAACAAUUACAUACGUUACGAGCCAAUUUUCAAAUUGAUUCAAAUCCUGAUGGACAAAAUUUGGAAUGGAUUGCACAGACUGCAGGAUUAAGUAAACGAGUGACUCAAAUAUGGUUUCAAAAUACUCGGGCACGACAAAAGAAGGUACACGAUAAAAAACUUCAGCAAAAAACAAAUUAUAAACAAAAUAAACACAAGAAAAACAACAAUUCAAAUCUUAAUAAAAAUGAUGAUAGUGUGUUGUUUUUAUUUAGUCUGUAA